AUGGUGUCGCAGGUAAGCGCCUUCCGCGCGUCUUUCCCGAGCGGGCGCUCAGAGGCUCCCCCCCCCUUUUGGGGAAAAGCAAGAGCGAGUGUGGAAGUUACGUGGUGCUUGGUGGGGUCCUCGGUGGAUGCUGGGCCCAGGCGGCUGCCCAUGGGAGUGUGCGGGCCGGGCCCGGUGCUGCUAGGCCUCACCCGGCUGCAAAGCCGAGGUGCUGGGAGCAGGGCGGGUGUGAUAGGGAAAAUUGGCUUAGGUGUACCGAGUGAGGAAACUCCACAGUUUCCUCACCAUAAUUGGCAUGUUGGAGAGAAGUGCCUUGCCCCUUGUCUUGAAAACGGAAAACUUCAUGAAGGAACAAUAUCUUCUAUUGAAAAGGACAAGAAUGGAAAAUCAUUUGCUGUUGUAUCAUUCUUGGAGUCUGAAGAAAGGAAAAUACUGAUAACUAAACUCUGUAGAGUCAAAGCAAGUAGAGGAUCCUGGAAAAGCUUAAUAUUUGAUGAUGAUGAUCUGGAAAAGCCUUGUUUUCCUGACCAAAAUCUUCCAUCUCCUUCAGUUGCUUUUAAAUUGUCUGACAGUGGUGAUUUUAUUCCAUAUACAAUUAACAGAUACCUGCGUGAUUAUCAAAGGGAAGGAGUCCAAUUUCUAUAUGGACACUACGCUAACAAAAGAGGGUGUAUUCUUGGAGAUGAUAUGGGCCUUGGCAAGACAAUACAGGUCAUUUCAUUUUUGGCUGCAGUGUUGCACAAAAAGGGAACGCGUGAGGAUAUUGAAAAUAAUAUGCCGGAAUUUUUACUGAGGACGAUGAAAAAGGAAUCAAAGUGUAACACCAAGAAGACUUUCCUUAUAGUGGCCCCUCUUUCAGUGCUGUACAACUGGAAGGAUGAGUUAGACACAUGGGGAUACUUCAAGGUCUCUGUCUUACAUGGUAAUAAAAAAGAUGAUGACUUGAGUCGUAUCAAGCAAGGGAAAUGUGAAGUUGCACUUACAACGUAUGAGAUACUUCGCCUGCAUUUGGAUGAAUUUAACAACAUAGACUGGUCUGCUGUGAUAGUGGAUGAAGCGCAUAGAAUCAAGAACCCAAAGGCUCAAAUAACUCAAACCAUGAAGUCAUUAAAAUGCACUGUUCGCAUUGGCCUUACUGGAACUAUUCUUCAAAACAAUAUGAAGGAGCUUUGGUGUGUUAUGGACUGGGCUGUACCAGGACUUUUGGGCAGCAGAGCAAAUUUCAAGAAGAAAUUUUCUGAUCCAGUGGAGCAUGGCCAGAGGCACACUGCAACUAAAAGAGAGCUAGCAACAGGUCGUAAGGCCAUGGUGAAGCUGGCAAGAAAAAUGUCUGGCUGGUUUCUGAGACGUACCAAAGCACUUAUCAGUGAUCAGUUGCCAAAAAAGGAAGACAGAAUGGUGUACUGUUCCCUGACUGAAUUCCAGAAAGCUGUGUACCAGGCUGUGCUAGAGACCGAGGAUGUAAAUUUAGUAUUACGAGCAGGAGAGCUCUGUAGCUGCAACAGCGGCCGUAAGAGGAAGAACUGUUGUUACAAAGUAAAUGCUCAUGGUGAAACAAUUAAGUCACUGCGUUUCAGUUACCUGACAAUCCUACAGAAGGUUGCAAAUCAUGCUGCACUGCUGCAGACUGAUAACACUAGCAAGCAACAGGAUGCACAUAUCAAACGGGUGUGCAGCCAUGUGUUUUCCAGUUUUCCAGAUUUUGUGCAGUUAAGCAAAGAUGCAGCCUUUGAAACAAUUUCAGAUCCAAAGUACAGUGGAAAAAUGAAG
Messenger RNA from Apaloderma vittatum (bar-tailed trogon), 1770 nucleotides. RefSeq names its product excision repair cross-complementation group 6-like 2 (gene ERCC6L2). The annotation marks the transcript as partial. Gene Ontology annotation, molecular function: ATP-dependent chromatin remodeler activity; ATP binding. The transcript has 9 exons. Lineage: Eukaryota; Metazoa; Chordata; Aves; Trogoniformes; Trogonidae. The record is from RefSeq and is a predicted model, not a curated record.